AUGAUCGUUGUCGUUGCUGUUACUAAACACUGCACUUCGCCAGCCGGAAUGAAGUUGUUCAUUGAAGACGUGCCGGUGUUGUUCCCCUACGAAUACAUAUACCCUGAGCAACUGGAAUAUAUGACGGAGCUCAAGAAAGGUUUAGAUCAGGGGGGGCAUAUGGUUCUUGAGAUGCCCUCAGGAACUGGUAAAACGACUACACUGUUGUCGUUACUGAUAGCUUAUCUGCACCACCACGCGGACGAGAAGCGAAAGGUUGUCUAUUGCACCCGAACUGUCGGAGAGGUGGACAAAACUGCGAGCGAACUUCGAAAAAUUCUGGGUUUAUGGGAAACUGAGGAAGUAGGGAGCCGGCCACUGCGCGGGGUUUGCCUAACCGCAAAGAAGAACCUUUGCAUCGAACCUAGUGUUGUUUCUAGGAGACAUUUAGAUGAUGUGGAUGCCGGGUGCCGCAGCCUUACUGCGCCGUGGCAGACUGACCAGCGUUGUGUGUACUUUGACACCCUUGAAAAUCAAGGCUUUGAUCUCCGCCCGGGGGCGUAUUCCCUGAGCGACCUGAAGCGACUGGGCGAAGAGAAUCAUGUGUGCCCUUAUUACUUGGCUAGGAAGGCGCUAAAGGUUGCGGAUAUUGUGAUUCACUCGUUCCUCUACAUUGUAGACCCGAUCGUGGCCGAGGUGACGAAAGAGUAUAUGGAUGAGAAUACCAUUGUUGUGAUGGACGAGGCGCACAACGUGGAUGAUGUUUGCAUUGAGGCAAUGUCCCUUAUUGUCACAAAAGAUGAUGCGUUUCAGGCCAAAGAUAAUGUGAAGAAGCUUAAUGAGGCUGUCGAUCGUAUGAAGGCUACAAAUCGGCAAAAAUUACAGGAAGAGUAUGACAGGCUUGUGAAUGGCCUGGCGAUGGCCGAACUAGCACGCUCCGGAGAGUCCACCGCCGGCGUGUCUGUCCAAGCCCUAAACAUACCUCAAGAUAUUGCUGAGGAGGCGAUUCCAGGGAGUCUACGCCAAGCAAAUCACUUCUUGGCGUUUAUGCAGCGACUAGUUGAUUUCACUCAUCGUGUAGUGUGCCGGAUAUCCCGGACAUAUGUUGCCGAUCCACUUACCUUUUUAACAAAAGUGAAGGAGGAGUGUUCUGUAGAUGUUCGCCAUCUGAGAUACCUAACAGAGCGUCUGAAGGUGCUACUGAAUACUCUCCAGAUAACGAGCGCUCACAGUUUUCACAAUGUCUCGUUAAUUGCGCAGAUGUUCAUGACACUUUCCACCCACUAUACCGACGAUCGGUACGAGAAACCUGGGUUUGUUGUUGUAUGUGAGGCGAGUGAUCCAACAAGGCCCACCAUCCCGGACCCCGUUAUUCGUUUAGUUUGUGUGGAUGCUUCUCUAGCGUUGCGGGAAGUAUUCGCCAAAUACAGGAGUGUGAUACUAACGUCCGGUACUCUUUCUCCACUGGACAUUUAUCCGAAGAUGCUUGGUUUCUCACCUGUGAUCGCAAAGUCAUUCCAGAUGACUUUGAGUAGGAAGUGCAUUGCCCCUGUGGUGGUGACGAGGAGCAGUGAGAGUGUUAACAUUACCGCAGAAGAGGUAACAAGCAGUUUCGUCGUUCGUAAGAAUCCGGAGGCUCAGGCAACCGUAUCGGCUGCCUACGAGGACCUCUUACGCGGUCUGGCCAAAACAGUACCAGACGGUAUUGUUUGUUUCUUCACUGGUUAUCAGUACAUGAGCGAGGUGCUUCUUGGGUGGCACCGAUCCGGGUUUUUGAAGGAACUCUCGCGGCACAAACUCAUAUUUGUUGAAACGCAAUCCGUUGACGACACGGCGACAGCACUGGAAAGCUAUCGGCGGGCAUGUGAUAUCGGACGUGGGGCAAUCUUUAUGUCUAUUGCACGAGGGAAGAUUGCUGAGGGAAUUGACUUUGACAGUCACUAUGGGCGAGCGGUCGUGAUGUUUGGUGUUCCCUUUCUUCCCCCAAUCGAUGAGCCGUUGCGACAGCGGAUACACUGGAUGGAGAUUUGCUUAGGUAUCCCUGGCAGUGAGUAUCGUAAUUUCGACGCCAUGAGGCAGGCGUCACAAUGCAUUGGGCGUGUGCUGCGUAAUAAGACAGACUACGGUAUGAUGUUACUCGUUGACCGGCGAUUUGCUUUGAACGACAAACGCAAGAAAUUGCCAAUAUGGAUUCAACAGUGUCUGAAGGAGAACACAAAUCUUAGUGUCGACGCGGCGGUCGCAGUUGCCAGGGGUUUCUUCAAAGAAAUGGCCCAACCUUGGGAGUACAAACGGGACCUUGGCACCACCUUGUUUUCUGUAGAGACCCUCGCUCGUAAGGGCUUCCUUAAGCCGUCAAAAAGUUCGGUGAGUCGGAAGACUGUGGAUGAGAGCCGAGCAACCACUACAGUGCCUCCUCCGGCAGAAGAGAUCAUUCGCCCGGUGAGAGAGCCUGACUACAGAAAGCGGUCCCGAGAGUGA
Molecule: messenger RNA, 2460 nt
Organism: Trypanosoma brucei brucei TREU927
Lineage: Eukaryota; Euglenozoa; Kinetoplastea; Trypanosomatida; Trypanosomatidae
Product: TFIIH basal transcription factor complex helicase subunit, putative
Exons: 1
Coding region: 1-2460 (819 amino acids)
Biological process (GO): nucleotide-excision repair; transcription by RNA polymerase II; positive regulation of mitotic recombination
Cellular component (GO): nucleus
Molecular function (GO): DNA helicase activity; damaged DNA binding; hydrolase activity, acting on acid anhydrides, in phosphorus-containing anhydrides
Source: RefSeq, a predicted model, not a curated record